AUGUUCGUUCUGCUAAGAUCUCAGGCAUUACGGCACCUUCCACGGCCAGCAACUUUUCGUAAAGUUCAUUCUACAGCUAACACAAGCAACGUGUUCCUUACUCGAAACAUGGCUACCGGUAAUUCUGCCAAGAUCACCGAUUGGGUGAACCCCGCAGACAAAUCAGGCGAGUUCAAGCGUCAGACAUCCGUCUUUCGCAACUGGAUCUCCAGGGAAGCCGGUGCCCAAUUCCCUCCUGAGAAGGGCCGCUACCAUCUUUAUGUCUCAUAUGCCUGUCCAUGGGCUCACCGGACUUUGAUCACUAGGAAGCUCAAGGGUCUUGAGGACUUCAUCUCAUUCUCAUCGGUGCACUGGCAUCUCGGAGAACAUGGUGAGAGCCAAUGCUACCAUAAUCCAGGCGACCAAAUGCUAAUUAACUCAGGCUGGCGGUUCGCUACUGCGGAUGAAAAGAUCCCCGGGGAGAACACCAUCCCCGAUCCUUUGCACCCGGACUUCACCCACAUUCGCCAGGUCUACUUCUCUAAUAACCCGGACUAUACCGGACGGUUCACAGUCCCCGUGUUGUUCGACAAGAAGACCAAGUUGAUUGUCAGCAACGAAAGCGCUGAGAUUAUCCGCAUGCUCUAUUCCGAGUUUGAUGAUCUCCUCCCAGAGCAAUUCAAGAAAGUGGACCUGUUCCCCAAGGCCCUGCAAGCUGAUAUCGAUGCUUCCAAUGAAUGGAUCUAUAAUGACGUCAACAACGGCGUGUACAAGUCCGGCUUUGCAACCACUCAGGAAGCCUACGAAAAGGCUGUCACUACACUCUUUGGCUCGCUCGACAAGGUUGAGGCUCAUCUUGCGAAGCAGCAAGCCGCCUCGAAGCCCUACUUCUUCGGCGAUGAGAUCACCGAGGCUGAUAUCAGACUGUUCACUACUAUCAUCCGCUUCGAUCCGGUCUACGUGCAGCACUUCAAGUGCAAUCUGCGUGAUAUCCGCUCCGGCUUCCCGGCCAUUCACCGUUGGGUCCGCAAGCUCUACUGGGAUGUUCCGGCUUUCCACGAUACUACUCAGUUCGAGCACAUUAAGUUCCAUUACACUAAGAGCCAUAAGCAGAUUAACCCAUACGGCAUCACUCCUCUUGGGCCUGUUCCUGAUGUCCUUCCCAAGGACCAGGAGGUGACCGCUGCACAGGCAGCCUAG
Messenger RNA from Penicillium brevicompactum, 1179 nucleotides. RefSeq names its product glutathione S-transferase family protein. Bases 1 to 1179 code for a protein of 392 amino acids. The transcript is spliced from 4 exons. The record is from RefSeq and is a predicted model, not a curated record. Gene Ontology annotation, cellular component: cytoplasm. Lineage: Eukaryota; Fungi; Ascomycota; Eurotiomycetes; Eurotiales; Aspergillaceae. Gene Ontology annotation, molecular function: glutathione transferase activity.